AUGUUCAAUGGCACGGAUAGAGCUAGCCGCUUGCGCACCUUUCUGCACGUGUCAAAUAGUUGGCAAGAAUUCAACCUAUUGGAUAGUGAUCUUGCUCAAUUACUUCCCCGAUCAAAGUUCUUAAGGGUGCUAAGCUUAACUAAUUAUUCAAUCACAGAGGUACCACAAUCCAUCGACAGUCUCAAGCACUUGCGCUACCUCAACUUCUCUAGAACAAUCAUCAAAGGAUUACCUGAACAAGUCAGCAACCUAUAUAAUCUACAAAGCUUGUUGGUCCGCGAUUGUGAGAUGUUGUCUAGCUCACCUGCCAGUUUUGUUAAGUUGACAAACCUUCGGCAUUUUGACAUCAGUGGUACUCCGUUGUUGAACAAGACACCACUAGGGAUUAGCGGAUUGAUAAGUCUACAAACUCUACCUAAGGUUUAUAUCAAAGGAGGUAAUGGGUUUAAAGUAUCCGAGCUUAAGGACCUAUCGGAUCUUCAGGGUCGACUUUCCAUUAAAGGGCUGGACAAGGUGAUGAAUCCAAUACAAGCAAAGGAUGCCAACUUACAUCAAAAAGAGGGCCUUGAUGAUCUGGAGAUGGAAUGGAAUGAAGAUGUCUUGGAUAAUUCUCGGAAUUCGACGAUUGAAUAUGAAGUUUUUGAAGGGCUAAGGCCUCACAACAAGUUGAAAACACUCAAGAUUUUGUUCUAUGGGGGAACCAAAUUUCCAAGUUGGGUUGGUGAUCCUUCAUUCCACUUAACUGAGCUUACUUUAGAAGGUUGUAGAUGUUGUACACAUCUACCAACAGUUGGACAUCUAGGUUCACUCAAGAAGUUUGUUAUGAGAAGCUUGCAUAUGGUGAAGACUUUGAGCUUUCAAGGUAUUCUUUUAUUUCCAUCACUUGAAAUUUUGGAAGUUUAUGAUAUGCAAGGUUUGGAGAUAUGGUCAACAAGUGAUGGUAACGAAGAUGACGAAAUUGCUAUAUCGUUUCCUUGUCUUCGUCAGAUCUAUAUAAAACAAUGUCCGAAACUGGCUGUUGUAUCAAUCAGUUUGAUACCGUUGCUUGAGGUUUUACGUUUAGAAGAAUGUUCGGAAGCAGUGUUAAGAGGUAUUGUUGGUGCAUCCGUAUCAAUCCUUAGAUUGACAAUGUGGGAUAUUAGAGGACUUAGUCAACUACAAGGAGAAGUUUUAAAACAUCUUCGGGCGGUUGAACACCUAUGCAUUAAAAACUGCUCUGAAUGGGAAUACUUGUGGGAAUCAGAAUUGGAGGCUUGUGAGUCACUUGUGAAUUUUAAAAGUUUUAGAGUUAUAUGGCUGUAG
This is a messenger RNA of Helianthus annuus (common sunflower), 1302 nucleotides long. RefSeq names its product putative disease resistance protein At3g14460. The record is from RefSeq and is a predicted model, not a curated record. The transcript has a single exon. The coding region runs from base 1 to 1302 and encodes 433 amino acids. NCBI's taxonomy places the organism in Eukaryota, Viridiplantae, Streptophyta, Magnoliopsida, Asterales, Asteraceae.